CAGGCACACACGUCAGAAUUCUCUCCCUUUCUCCCUCCCUCUCUCUCUCCUGGCACCUGGCACCCGGCACCUGCUACCUGCUGCUACUACAUGACGGGGGCAACUAAGACGCGCCAUCAGUCAUCCUCCUAUUGCACGGGGACCGACACACUUACCUCAUUUCAAAACAUUUCACUGCUCCUGUCUUUCCACACAUCGGUUCUUCUUGUGAGGGUUCCACUGCUAGAUCCGGUAGCUUCCAUUUCGCCAAUCGAUCAUAGCGUCAGCAGUUCAAGGCGUAGCGACACACCUGGCAAGGCAAACAAAAGACCUGGCAGGAGCAUCGCCGAAACAGCAAGCACCCACCUGUGCGUCAGCACCUACCAGGCCAGCUGGGCUUGUUGUUUUCCCUCAAGGGUCAAUCUUGCUGCACUCGUACAGAACGCCGACCUUUCCUCUCGCCGCCUAGUUCGACUUGACUUCAAGAUCUGCUCCGGUCUGUCACGGUCGAGGCACGAAGGGAAAAGCUACGACGAUUCCAUCGCGGCGCGCCAUUUCAGCGUACCCACUCCCACCCGUCGCACUGCUCUGUGUUUUUAUUUGGCACGCUAGAAGACGUCGCUGGUGGAUUUAGUCAGACAUUCAGCUACGCACUAUCCACGACAGACGUACCGAGGGCAACACUAUUCGCUCCUGCA
Molecule: messenger RNA, 677 nt
Organism: Dissoconium aciculare CBS 342.82
Lineage: Eukaryota; Fungi; Ascomycota; Dothideomycetes; Mycosphaerellales; Dissoconiaceae
Exons: 2
Coding region: 91-591 (166 amino acids)
Source: RefSeq, a predicted model, not a curated record